GUUAAUGUACAUGUCAAACAUGGUCGACAGAAUGCCGAACCACGUAACUGUUUGGAUGAAUUAUCUGAAAAAUGCCAUCGAUGAAGGAGAUUAUACAGUGCUUGGCAUUUUGAUUGCUGUAAUUGUUGUUGUUUUAACAUUUUUGAUAUUUGGUGUAUUCAGACAGAGAGGCAAUAAAAGACGAGGUGUUCUCAUUCUAGGAAGCUGCGAUGCUGGGAAGACACUGUUGUUCACAAGAUUGGUGUAUGGAAAAUAUAAGGCUACAUUCACAUCAAUCACAGCGAAUUCGGGAACAUACACACUCCCAGAUACGGGUAAAACACUGAGGAUUCUAGAUUUACCUGGACAUGAAAGAGUCAGGCUACAGAUGCUGGAAACUCACAAAGAUCUUACAAGGGCUAUCAUGUUUGUAGUGGAUAGUUCUAGUGUUCAGAAAGAUAUCAAAGAUAUUGCAGAGUAUCUUUACACUGUACUGAGCGACAACAAGAUCUCUAGCAUUUGUCCACCAGUGUUAAUUGUUUGUAAUAAACAAGAUUUGACCUUUUCCAAGGGUGCAAAGGUCAUUCAAGGACAACUGGAGAAAGAAAUGAACACUUUGAGGGUAACAAAAUCAGCAGCAUUACAAGACACGUCAGCCGGAAACAAUAACACAUAUCUCGGAAAGAGAGAUAGAGACUUUACCUUCACAGAUCUCAAGCCCAUGCGUGUAGAGUUUGCAGAAUGUAGUGCUCAAGGGAAAAAUUCUGAAUCUGAACCAGACUUGAAACAGGUGGAGGAGUGGUUGUCACGUAUAGCAUGAGCAGUAGAGUACCUGUGAAUACUAGUCGGAUAAAUUGUAUUGCAGUUUGGCAAAAUAUACUGUUUGAGAUCUUUGUAUUAAGACUUAUGCCUACAGUUACUAGAGUAUUAUUUUGAAUGCUUCAGCAGAAUUACUAAAUUUCUUGAUUGAUUGUGUUUUAUUUUUAACUGUUUCUGUUAUUGUUCAGUUAAGAAUUUUAGUUUAGGACGUCACAGUUUCAACUGCACACUUUUUAUGGUUAGGUGUUAUUUUGCUGCUUGAACUUAUGACGAAUUAGGAUCAGGUUUAGAUUUAGAAGAUUUUAUAAGCUGGAACUUUCAUAGGGAGAUAACAGAAGUAACUAGUGGGAGAUGAUUUAGCAGUUGUUACAGAAAAUAUUAUUAUGUUUGAUUAACAUUUGUGCCAGGGUUUUAGGGUUAAUAAAUGUUCCAUACUGAAAAGAAACAAUCAAACAUUUAUAGUAUGCGUGAUUUUCUGUUUAUUUCCGGCUCGACGGGUUGCUGGUAAAAAGUUAUGGAAGAAACAGAAUGUUUAAUGAAACAUAACAGAGGUAUCUUAACAUACAGUGAUACUGUUAUGUAUGCCUGUCUAAGGAAAUUAUAGGUAGAUGUUUUUGUAUUGUUGACAACUUUUGUAAUAUUUAAGAAAAAUAAAGAAAAUGAAUAUGGUUAAGGAA
Messenger RNA from Mercenaria mercenaria, 1475 nucleotides. Its product is annotated as signal recognition particle receptor subunit beta-like. The transcript is spliced from 7 exons. Gene Ontology annotation, cellular component: Golgi apparatus. Lineage: Eukaryota; Metazoa; Mollusca; Bivalvia; Venerida; Veneridae. Bases 5 to 799 code for a protein of 264 amino acids. Gene Ontology annotation, molecular function: GTP binding. The record is from RefSeq and is a predicted model, not a curated record. Gene Ontology annotation, biological process: Golgi to plasma membrane protein transport; intracellular protein transport; protein localization to organelle.